AUGAAGAAGAGUGAAACUUUCUCUUCGAGUGCUAAAGCUCACGCUGAAAUUGUUGUCGCGCAAAAUGUUGCUGAAAAAAAGAGCGACAAAAAUGAUUCAGACGUAAACGACUCAGACAAAAACAACAAAUCCAAAUCCAUCCAAACGCACGUCCUCUUGUUCCUUUCGCAACUGAACUGGAUGGGAAUGCACAUCGUCUUCGCGGUCGCCUUGAGAAGUUCAACGAGAGCGAUGGUUUUAUCCUUUUACAGAGAGAUGUUGGCGUGUGUUUUACUGACGAUGUAUUGUUUUUAUGUCAGACAGAGGAGGAAGAAGAGGAAAAGGAAGGAGAUGACGACGGAUGAGAUGACGACGGAGGUGGUGGUGACGGCGACGGCGGAACAGGCGAACGAUGAUGCAACAAAGAAGACAAAAGAUGAAAAUGGGGUGACAUCGAUGCAAAUAGUCGCAGUUUCCAUAGUUUUAGGCGCAAUAUUAGCUCUGAUACGAGGAUCGGUAGUCUUAGCGAACGCGAACGCGGGGCCGGACGUGACCUCGGCGUUGGUUUUGACGACGCCCGUGUUGACGUUUUUCUUCUCGGCGUUGUUGCGAGUGGAACACUUUUCGUUUCGAGAGGUGAAUCGAGAGCAUCCGGAAAACGUGAUGAAAGUUUUGGCGAUUUUGUUCGUGACGAUUAGCGUUGCCGUCGUGUGUUCGUAUAAAGGUGCGUUGAUGUUUGGGGACCCGAAAGAGUACGAAGCGCCGAACGUUGUUGUCGGCGCGAUAUGGAUGUUGACCAACACGUUGGCGAGCUCCGUGGCGAUUGUCAUGCAAAAAAUGAUUAUAAACGCAAAGAUACCAAUCGAGGUAGUCAACGCGGCGAUGACCGGUAUAGGCGCGUUUUGGUUACUCAUCGUUGGUUUAAUCGCCCACGGAACCGCGAAAGAUAUUUGGACGUUAUCUUCCGAUGGUUUAUACGCCGUGCUCUUCGGCGCGUUCUUUCCGAGCGCGAUGAAUUUGAUCAUUUUCGCAAAGAGUUCGAAACUUUUAGGCCCAAACAUAACUGCGAGGUACUUUUUGUUACAACCUGCGAUGACGUGGGCGUUGGAUUAUUUGGUUCUGAAAGACGCGGUGUACGAAUCUUACGUGAUAUGUGCUGUUUUCUCGGCUAUGGCUAUGAUGUCCUUCGCGAGCGCGAAUUCGUUUGUCCGAAAUACGACGAGUAAGAAGGAAGAAGAAAGAGAAGAGGAAAUGUAG
Bathycoccus prasinos is the source of this 1236-nucleotide messenger RNA. RefSeq lists its product with no specific name. The transcript has a single exon. The record is from RefSeq and is a predicted model, not a curated record. NCBI's taxonomy places the organism in Eukaryota, Viridiplantae, Chlorophyta, Mamiellophyceae, Mamiellales, Bathycoccaceae. The coding region runs from base 1 to 1236 and encodes 411 amino acids. Gene Ontology annotation, molecular function: transmembrane transporter activity. Gene Ontology annotation, cellular component: membrane.